Molecule: messenger RNA, 1311 nt
Organism: Adineta steineri
Lineage: Eukaryota; Metazoa; Rotifera; Eurotatoria; Adinetida; Adinetidae
Source: the annotation of a GenBank genome assembly
AUGAAAAGAAAUCCAACAAAUGACAAUGAAGAUGAAUUAACAUCUACAUCUGUAAUAGCAAUGAGAACAAAUGAUCAUAAAAAAUUAUUACCACCACGAAAAAAACUUAAGUUUGGUGUUGAUGCAAUUCUUGGUACACCUGCAGAUAAUGAAUCUUCAUUCGAUGCUGGCAGUGAAUCAGAUGAUGAUCUAAGACAUAAAAUACGUGUUCAUGUUGAAUCACCUAUUUCAACUAGUUCAUCUGUUUCUUCAAGUGAACCUUCUAUUGCUAAAUCUCCACAUUUCAAACCACCAUUUCCAGCACAUCUCAAUAGUAGUUCACCAUCAUCCGAUCAACAUUCUUUACCACCUUCAGCACUUCUCUCACAUCCUAUGUAUGGUUCAUCAGUAUAUAUACCAUUCAAUUGUCUCACAGCAAACAACAAUAAUAAUGGCAUUAAUGGAUUAUCACGAGAACACAACAAUGAACAACAACAACAACAACAAAAUCUUCAUGAUCGUCUUUUUCUUCAAAUGGCUUCUGUUAAUCGACAACAUCAUUUAUCAUUCGAUGGUCAUCCACCACCGCCUAAUGGUUUAUGGCGUCCAUCUCUUCGACCAUUUAUUGGUAAUCAACCAGGUAGUUAUUUUGGUAAUAGUGUUUCGCCGUCAAUGGGUGGAUCAACACCAUCAUUAUUAAAUGGUACAGCACCACCAAAUGGACUUUAUCUCCCACCUCCACCAUCAAGUAUAUUUUGGCCUUUAGGAUUGCGAAGUAAACCUCGUCGUGGAAUGUUACGCCGUGCUGUUUUUUCUGAUCAACAACGUAAAGGUCUUGAAGUUGCUUUUCUUAAACAAAAAUAUAUUAGUAAACCGGAAAGAAAAAAAUUAGCUCAACGUCUUGGAUUAAAAGAUUCUCAGGUCAAAAUAUGGUUUCAAAAUCGUCGUAUGAAAUGGCGAAAUACCAAAGAACGAGAAUUGCUUACAUCAAAUUCAACAAAUAAUAAUAAUAGUACUACUGCUACUAAUAACAAUAAUAAUAAUAAUAAUAAUUUUACUGAUGGAACAGAAUCUACAUCAUCAACUAAAAAUUCAACAAGCAAUGAUAAAAAUGAUUUAUGUAAUUUAUCAAAUGAUUGUUGUGAUUGCCAACAACAACAACAACAGCAGCAGCAAAAAGAUGAUGUCACUCCAUUUUGUCAUUCCUUACUUGCUAAUGAUGGUGAUGAUGAUGAUGAUGAUGAAACAAAUAAUUCGGAUGUUGAUGUUAAUAGUGAUGAUGAAGCCAAUAAUUCCGAUAUAAAUGUCAAUAAUGAUUUAAGAAGACCAUAA